This is a messenger RNA of Anguilla anguilla (European eel), 950 nucleotides long. Its product is annotated as secretory carrier-associated membrane protein 5-like. Lineage: Eukaryota; Metazoa; Chordata; Actinopteri; Anguilliformes; Anguillidae. The transcript is spliced from 5 exons. The record is from RefSeq and is a predicted model, not a curated record. Bases 1 to 714 code for a protein of 237 amino acids. Gene Ontology annotation, biological process: protein transport. Gene Ontology annotation, cellular component: recycling endosome membrane; trans-Golgi network membrane.
AUGGCUGUGCUUCGUGCUGCAGAAAACAAUUUCCCUCCCCUGCCGGCAUUCAUACCGCUGCAGCCCUGCUUCUACCAGGACUUUGAGGAGAUCCCGGAUCAGCAUCGCACCAUGUGCAAAAGGCUGUACUACUUGUGGAUCUUGAACAGCGCCACGUUGGGCGUCAAUCUGAUUGGCUGUCUGGCGUGGAUGCUUGGCGGCGGCGGAGUCACCAACUUCGGGAUGGCGAUCCUGUGGCUCAUCCUCUUCACUCCGUGCUCCUAUGUGUGCUGGUUUAGACCCAUCUACAAGGCCUUCAAGACGGACAGCUCUUUCAACUUCAUGGCGUUCUUCUUCGUCUUCAUGGCUCAGGUGGCGAUCAGUAUCAUCCAGUCCAUUGGGAUCCCAGGCUGGGGAGUGUGCGGCUGGCUCGCCACCAUCGCUUUCUUCGGCACCAACAUCGGCUCGGCUGUGGUGAUGCUGAUCCCCACCGUCAUGUUCACUGCCGUUGCUGUUCUCUCCUUCAUCGCCCUCACCAAGGUCCACAACUUCUACCGGGGGAGCGGGGGGAGCAUGAGCAAGGCCCAGGAGGAGUGGACCUCGGGGGCCUGGAAGAACCCCCACGUCCAGCAGGCCGCCCAGCAGGCCGCCCUAGGCGCCGCCCAGGGGGCCAUGCAGCAGAACCAGCCGCAGUACUCCUCCACGCCCGGCAGCAACUACGGAAACCAGAUGUAGGGCGCCUAGGGGAGGGCGGGGGUGGGGGGAGCGAGGAGAGGUAGGCCUGCCAGAGCACAAGCCAUCAUGGGAGGGGGACCGCGCGGUCGAGAAGACCUGUGAUGGCCCCAGUGCCGCAUUUCAUCAUUGCCGCUGCUGUCACAAGGUUGCCAUGACCUGCUUAGAAAAAGAAAGGUUGUGUCAUUUGCUGGGUAUAUUUAUUUAUAUAUUUUUUGCUUAAUUAAUUAAUUAAUUAA